Molecule: messenger RNA, 1165 nt
Organism: Neurospora tetrasperma FGSC 2508
Lineage: Eukaryota; Fungi; Ascomycota; Sordariomycetes; Sordariales; Sordariaceae
Exons: 2
Coding region: 99-695 (198 amino acids)
Source: RefSeq, a predicted model, not a curated record
CGACAUCGUCCCCUUAGCUGCGCGGACCACCAACCUCGCCCGCAAGCGAAUCUAUCACACAUCAAUCACCGUCCAAGCCAAACCAUCAGUCGCAAACAAUGGAAAAGCUCACCGUCGUCGAGGCUGCCCCAAUGCCGGCUAGCCAUAUCAAACCCACCAGCUUCUUCACCGCGCGUUCCCGAGCCUGCUGCAGAUGCAACGAGGAAGGCUCCUCUCACGACCAGCAGUGCAUCAAGGCCGAAUGCACACAUGGCUACUGCACCGAUUGCCCCCAGCUGGACUCGCGCGGCAGGGAGGUGAUUCCUCACUCGUUCCCUUGCAACUGGGUCUGCAACACGUGCUCCGAGGUCCACAGCGUUCUCUCCAUCCUCGUCAAGAACGUCGAAUGCAAGUGCGAAAAGCCGACACUACAGGCUAUUUACGACCAGUUUGGCCGCAUCUUCCUCUACUUCCGCAACGACCCCGCUGUAGACGACUUGACCAAUCCGGCUAAAGUACAGGAGGCGGCCUGGAGGGUCUGGGAGGCGGGUGCCGAGCCGUGGUUGCCGCAUGUCAUUGCUGCUGAGGAGGCGAUUGCGAGGGCGAGUUCCAAGAAGGGUUGGAGUCAGUUAUCUCAAGCUAGUUUCUCGAGUGAGGACCCCCUCGACAUGGACAUGUCCGAGACGACGGAGUCGGUCGUUAGCGACUCGUAUUAAGUACGGGAGCAAUCAGCUUCAACUGCUUUCGGCUGGAUCGUCAACUGGUUUCCACAGUGCCACCUUCUUUUGAUAGCGACGUCAUUGCUCGACGUUUUGGUCAUUAUCUCGGCACCACGAUCUCCGACCUCACAUUUCUAUCAGCACUAUCACGACUUCCGCUUUCAGUAUUAUCUGAGCUGCCUUCCGAUGUCCCAAUUGAGGACGAUCAUCAUCAUCAUUUCGUCUAAAACUUCCGGGGAGGAGCGUUGCAUGGAAAAGCGGGGUUUAGGCGUUGGAACUCUUUUCUUUUUUACAGGAUCAUUUGCUUUUCAUCUACAUAAGCAGCGAGUGGCGUUAGGAUUAGCAGGAUGGACGUUUUUUACACACUAGGGCCAGUCUUUUGACCUUUGCGUUUGGUAUCCAUAUCGUAACACUGAUACCCUAGUUUCAGUACGUUAGGGGACAAUGAAAUUGAACUACAUUUCCAC